Orbicella faveolata is the source of this 1227-nucleotide messenger RNA. RefSeq names its product alpha-methylacyl-CoA racemase-like. Lineage: Eukaryota; Metazoa; Cnidaria; Anthozoa; Scleractinia; Merulinidae. The record is from RefSeq and is a predicted model, not a curated record. Gene Ontology annotation, molecular function: catalytic activity.
UAUUAGUAUAAAGUGAGUAUGAUAAGUGACCAGAAGAUCGAGUUUAACUGUUAUGGAUAUUCAGCGUUGCAAAUCACUUCUUUCUAUCUUGUACUCAGUUGCUAAACAAGGCAGGCAAGGUUGUGGCACCAGUCAUACUUCAUAGAAGUCACAAUGAACUAGGCAUACCUUAAACUAAAUACUAAGGUAUCUCCCUUAACAUAAUUAUUUUUAGUCGUUUUCAAACAUUUUUAGCUCCUUAAUUUAAUUUGACCCUAUGUUUUUAAAUGCAGAACCCUUUGGUUACCUGGCUUACCCAAAAUAAAGUUUUUGUUUUUCCGGCUUCAUACCACCCAUGACCCUCCGGGUAGAGCCUCUUGUACAUCGCGCUGCUCGCAUUUGUCCCGGGCAUUCGUCAAGCCUUGAAAUACGUGCAGAGAAUUAAAACCAAUCAAGCAUUUUGUCAUCUUUUUAAUAACGUUAUGUAUUUUAAUUUUUUUUGUCUCUGGUACCUAACGAGCGAGUACAGCCUGAACGCUUCCGCACGCACUCAGUGUUACCCAUGGGUGUCUUCAAAUUGCCGUAGUCCUCCAUGGCCUAAAAAGCACUGUUGUAAAACGGAGAAAAGUUUCUUCUUUACAGACACCUUUGAGUGACAUGGCAAAUGACUUAAUACACAGCUCCGGGGUACGGUAAGAUGAGAGACCCUGGGAACAAGGUUGGUAAGGUAGUUCGCCAGCAGUCUGAUCAAGUCAGCGGUGUGGUAUACUAUUCAAAAUGGCGGCGACGAUGGCUGCUCUAGCGGGCACUCGAGUCAUCGAACUUGCGGGGCUGGCUCCUGCACCGUUUUGUGGGAUGAUCCUGGCAGAUUUUGGGGCAGUAGUUACUCGAAUAGACAAAGUGAAAAAUAUGUCCACUAUCGAUAAACUUGCACGUGGAAAGAGAUCCAUCUCUGUCGACCUACAGAAUCCCCAGGGAGUUGCCAUCGUUCGAAAGCUUUGUUCUCAGUCCGAUGUGUUGAUUGAUCCUUUCAGACCAGGAGUCUUGGAAAGACUGGGCUUAGGACCGGAAAUACUAUUGAAAGAGAAUCCGAGAUUAAUUUACGCUCGAUUAACAGGUUAUGGCCAGACAGGUUGCUAUUCCAAGAGGGCAGGCCAUGAUAUAAACUAUGUUUCCAUUAGUGGUUUGCUGUCGAAGCUUGGACGCAAGGAUCAAAAACCAACACCACCAAUCAAUCUGUUAGCAGAU